CAUGGAGGGGACAGGCGGGAGUAAGGGCUGCCGCUGCGACGUGGACCAUUCCGUCGCGAGGCUGAAUGGCUUAUUUGAGAUGGUGGAUGAUGAUACGUGCGACGUAACGUUUGUCGUGACGUCCGUGGCGUCGGCGCAGUCCAGCUCUGAAGGACUUCUUCCACAACCGGCGGGGACACCAGAGCGGGCAAGACCAAGGACUGAAACGCUAGAACAAGGCUCGCAUAGAGGCGACAACUGCAGUGACAAGAAUGUCUCGGGUGCUGGAAUCGCCGAUAAUUACAGAGCUGGGAGCUGUGAAAAUAGGGAGAGGCAGCGGGGCGAGGGCCAAGAGGCCUGGGACGGAGGAGGAAGGGGGGCAACAGGCGGGGGAGAGCUGGAAACCGCCAGGGAGGGAGCGGAGAAGCUAAACCAAGGAACAACGGGCGUCGGCACAACAGCGGUAGCUACCACCAGUUCUGUGUCAUCCACGAAGUUGAGCACCUGUUCUCCUGCUCACGAUACCUCAGGCAGCACCAGCAGCAGCCUGGGCACUACUAGUAGAGAGUUCAGGUGCCAUCGUGUUUUGUUCGCCUCGUGCUCGGCGUACUUCCGCGCUCUGCUGUACGGCGGUAUGAGCGAAUCGGAAACGAGGAGGGUCGAGUUGAGAGACGUCACGCCGGAAGGGUUUGAGGCCAUCAUGAGAUACGUCUACACCGGAAAAGUUAGCGUGGAUGCGGCCAACGUGAUGGACAUUUUUUCGCUGGCACACCGGUUCGGGAUGGGCGAGCUCCUGAAAGCUUGCGCGGAGGUCUUGGACGAGUGCCUGAACUGCGACGAUGUUUGCCGGGUGCUGGAGGCGGCGGAGUACUACGGACACGACGAACUUGCGGCCAAGUGCUGGGAUCUCAUCAAGGACAACACGCCCAGGGUGUUGAAGAGCGAGAGCUUCCUGGAUCUCCGGUCGCAACAGGUGCUGAGCCUCGUGAGGGAGGGAGAGCUGCAGGUGGAUGAGGCCGAGCUCUUCAAGGCAGUACAGGCCUGGGUAUCGAGAGAUACGGCCGAGAGGCGACGUCACGUUGAUGAGGCGAGUUGUGUGCGACAUGCGCAGUGGUUUGCAGAAGUUCUGUGCAGUGCAGUGCUGCAAAAGUGUGCUCGCGGCAGAGUAGUUCCCCCCUCGCAGCACAGGCUGUCUCGCCACUUUCGCCUCCCGCUCAUGUCCCUGAAAGAGCUCAUGUCGGUCGUCCGGCCGACAAACCUGAUCGCGGCAGACGCGAUCCUCGAUGCCGUCACGUACCACGCGGAUCCGACAAGGUGGACGGGCGAUUGCUUGAUGGCGCGGCCACGCGGGAAGAGGCUUGCCUGGGACGCGUCAAGCCUUGCUGCGGGAGCAUGGACGACCGACGACAACCGGACAGGCGAGUGUGGACAAGGCUAGCUAUACGGUCUUCUUGGUCGUCUUUGUGUCCAUCUCUGGUCACGCAAACAAAUCUUCACGACGGCGCGGGACGCAAGUUCUUGUUCCCCCGCCUUUUCUUGCUCUGUUGUAAGCAAGUUUCCGUCGGUGGUAUCAUCAUGCGUGGAUUUCGGCGUAGGGUAGGAUUUUAUCAAUCUGUGUGGCGCCUCUCUGCCCUUACGGCAUCACAUCAGCAACACCUGUAUCAUGUAGCUACCCGUUCCUCACGCUCUCGGAGACGAACAAUGGCAUGACUCCGGUACCACAAACAGCGAUACGAAGACUCCGCCGUGGCUCUUCUUAUUACACCCAAGAGCGUCAAACGCACACGUUUCUCUUUGUGUGGUCUGAUCCGAGCCAUCUCGUUUGAUGCUACCGCCGCGCAGUCACAACGUCCGUGGGAGACUGGGUCGGAGUUUACGGAAAUCGCGUCAUGAGGUGGGUUCAGGCGCGGUCUGGGUGAAUGCGUUUCGUAGACUUUUGAGGGUUCCUUGAUGUUGGUGAUGGUGGUGGGGGUGUUAAUUUUGGUAUCGAUGUCACCGAUCACGGCGUGCGUGUGCACGGCGUGCGUGUCGUCGUUUUGAGCGAAAUACGGUUGAAUUCGUUUUCGCGUUCAGCGAGAGAAUUAGGGCCCAAAAGUCCACCCGCCGUCUAGAGUGCCGAAGGGUCCUGUCAGAAGGGAAUAAUAUACCUACAUCUCUUCUGGUGGUGUGAAAACGAAUCAUUGGCGUCGCGGCCGGGAAGCAUGCAUCAAAGGAGGGUGAUUGUGAAGCGCGAACCAAAGACUGCUAAUUGCCGGCAGACGGCCCGCUAUGGUUUUCUUGGGCAGGCCACGGAAACACUGGGAGUGUCUAUGUUCCGCAUGCAUGCACACCCGUGUCGGAAGGCAGACGUGGUGUUUUGCGCGGGCGUGGCGCCUCAGGAUUUCCAGGGAAGAGUCAGUCCACCCAGAUGUUUUCCGCCCCAACGACAAUAAAAUCAACAGGUCUGGGUUUCAUCGGUGGUCCGUCCGAGCGAACAAGAUCGGCCGUACCGAGAAGUGGAGCGCUUGGGCAGCCAUCGUCGGAAUCGCCCGACCGCAUUCGCAGAACCCUUGUGAGUUGUAUCUCUACGUUCGUAGAUACGUGUGCAUGUUGCUUUCUUGUUACGGAAGUCUCAGCAAGUUGUCGUUGGACACUCAACUCCAACAAACGCCUUUUCGUAUUCUGCGGGGUGUCCCUACAGGUGUGUGUGUGUGUGUUUUUUUUUAUUAUUAGCAUCGUCCACGCUAACCGGCUGACCAAUUAAUAGACGUCAGUGCCAGUGGGUAAAAAUCAAGGUCCCUGGAAGGGGGCCAAAAUUCGAAAAAUGCGCAAUGCGCUAGAUGCGAAUGCCAAUACGACUCUCUCUACAUAUUCUUUCACGUAGACACACAUCUCAGCCACACAAAUGCCCUCGCUCGAAUCUAGGAAGCCACUGAUGCAAAAGAGCGGAGGACAGCAAAAGGGUCAAUUCAAACCCAGCCGAAGCCAGAAUAUCGUGGUAUGCUGCAUCUCCCAAUUUGAUAAUCGCACACUCCCAAGAUCCAACAGUCAUCGUGUCAGCAGCUAGAUGACUCAAACUAACUAGCAACACAUA
Molecule: messenger RNA, 3052 nt
Organism: Ectocarpus sp. CCAP 1310/34
Lineage: Eukaryota; Phaeophyceae; Ectocarpales; Ectocarpaceae
Source: the annotation of a GenBank genome assembly